Molecule: messenger RNA, 3042 nt
Organism: Branchiostoma floridae (Florida lancelet)
Lineage: Eukaryota; Metazoa; Chordata; Leptocardii; Amphioxiformes; Branchiostomatidae
Product: TLC domain-containing protein 4-B-like
Exons: 8
Coding region: 502-1248 (248 amino acids)
Biological process (GO): lipid homeostasis
Cellular component (GO): membrane; endoplasmic reticulum
Source: RefSeq, a predicted model, not a curated record
UACCCGCGUGUUGUCUAAAACUGUGACCUUUUAAACUGUGAGUGUGACCUCAGUGGAACAGUGUACAGUAAAACACAACACCUCUCGCGUACCGGUGCGAUCAGAAACUCACAAUCGUCGAACAAUUGUAGAUCGUAGCACGAUUUGGAUACGUUUCAAGCAGGCAGUGUGACAAAAGUAAGUUCCAACAACAGACAAGGAUGCGAGACAACAUUUUAGUACCAUUGCUGCAGAGACACCUUACGGUUGACCCGAGCACUGCAACAAUGGCCGCCGGCAGCUGUUCCGUCUAGUAACCCCACUCCACCGGGAGGCCGGGUGCCGUUUCUAGGAUGUAAUCGAUCCAUUCUGUCGACCGCCAUGCAUGUGUUAAGCCUACCUCGACCGGCAUAAUUACCGAACACAUAACCGCGUAUCUUUUAAACGUUUUCUAAGCUUCAAACGACGGAAAAUUCAUCGUGAAAUCCACACCAGGCCCUCUGUCCUCAAAGUUAAAACGUCAUGGCUGUGGAGCUGUUUCAUUGGCUGAUCGUGGGCGGCGCCUUCGCCGUCUCGUUCCCAAUCUUCACCAUCCUCACGCCUGCCAUCUUCAGGCGUCUCGUUCCCGGGUUCGAUCAACUCAACCCGAGAAAAGACUUUCUCAUCAAAGAUGCAGUGCUGUCAAUCUGCCACGUGUUCGUCAUGGCAACGCUGGCCUGGUACGCCUGUCUCUGCACCGACCAAGUGCCUCAUGACGUCAUCUGGCACGAGUCAUCACUGGUGAAGAUCAUGAACUCCCUCAUGGUUGGAUACUGCGCUGCUGCCUGCCUGCUGAUGAUAUGGUACCGAGUAGUGGACCAGGCCAGCUUCCUUCACCAUCUCGUGUCAACAUACACUGCCUACAUAUCAUUGACGUACCCUUGUCUACAUUACUACGCCAACAUCUGUUACAUGAUGGAAAUAUCCGGACCUUUCGUCAACACUCGAAUGAUUCUCAAGCAGCUAGGCGAUCAAAAUUCUCCCCUUUUUAUUUGCAACGGACUCGCCAUGGUUGUGACGUUCUUCUUCGGACGGGUGCUCUCAACCAUCGUUGCCACCUACAACCUCAUCAGGCUCAUGGUGACGGACUCCCAGCAGUUCUUUCAACUUCCGGUACCCGUCCUGCUUUGCUACGUGGGCGGAUGUGCCCUCUUCAACACCCUCAACUACUACUGGUUUUUCAAGAUUUUGCGCGGUUUUGUCUCCUUCUUCAAGAAACGUCAAGUAUAGAACAUCUUCAGCGUUCUUCACCAAUGAGGACCAAACGGAGUCAUAGUCAACCACCAACGAGGUUUUCCAAUGGAAUAACUGACACAAUGAUACGCAAUAACAGACGCUUGUUGCAAAAGAUUAAAAAUCAAGUUUGUACAUAUUUAUUGUUUUUUUUAAUACUUUACACCUUUGUCAAACUACUGUGCAAUAACUUGAGCGUCUGCUGUAAUAACUUGUAUAAUACGUUUUUUUUCUAUUCACUUUUGGACAGACGAGGACUGUGUGGCACUGCACUUAAGUUAGUAAUUUAUUAUUAACAGUGCCAGAUGUAAUGUACAUUUGAUAUGCAGCUAAAGAUGAAUCAUUUAUCAUAUAUCAUAAUGAUAAUGUCAUACUCAGUGUUAUAACUGAAAAGCCUAAUAUCUAUAAACACUAGUAAUAUCUGUUAUUACCAGACAUGAAAGCCCCAUCGUUAGGAAUGAUAGCGUGCUGUAUGCACAGGAGCCAUGGAACGUGUUGUCUUGCCCAUUGCAUUUAAGAACUACCAACAGUAAUGAUACGUCAUCGAAGACACCCAAUGGACUCUGAGAACACAAUCAUCUAAGCGUUGUGUACUAAGGGUGGGUACCUGUGCGGUUCAUCGAUACAAAAUCGAUUUUCUUGUUGGACAGGUUCAGAAAAAACCCGGACCUGAUCAAAAAAUCAGUUGACCGGAUUUUGGACCAAUUAGAAAAUGGACGGCUUAUACCGGCAGCUGUUGACGAGUUUGUGGGCUUACAGGUCCAGAGGUAAAAAGAGUGAAGUGCAGGAGAGUUGAUGGUCAUUUUUACCAAGUUUCUACAGUCAGACGUGGUCUUAGUUAAGUUAAGUCCACGCCAGUGGAAGUCGGAUACUCCACACAAAAAAUCCUUCAAGGCAAAAUGAGUAUCGCCCAUUCACAAGCUCUCACAGAUAAUUAGGUCUAGGUUCAGUUCCGUACCUGGACCUGAUCCUCUGGACCUGGGCCGUACCUGUACUUGGAUUUUCUGUACCGGUACCCACCCCUGUUCUGUAGUCAAAGCGACGUUCAUGAUUUCUUACAAUCCUGUACCUUGUAGCAUCUCUUAAAUGUACACCAAAGCUUGAGUUUGAUAAUCUUAACACAUCAGGUAUAUAUUCUUCCACAUUUGUGUGUUUAAAGUCUACAUAUUUGGCUACGGCUUGUUUAGCACGAUGAUCUUUGUAUUAUAUAUGUGAGCAGGGAUGCAGUCAAAUUUUCUGGCUAUCUCUCCACCGUUUUUAUCAUAUAAACUGUUGCAUUGAUCUUUGGUCCUAUGGAAUCAUUCAACCCAAACGACUUUAUAACCCAUUGAUGUUGUACAAAAUUGUUCUUGAUUUAACCAGUUUUGGUUAUUACUAUGCUAUGGAUAAAGUAAUAUCAAGCAAGAAUCUGAUCACAAUGUACUACGGUAUAGAUUAACUCAUGAAAUCAUUAUGCAUGCAACUCUAUGAGUCCGGUACUCGAAUAACUGACGACCUCAUUGGAGGGAAAAAGAUUUAAUAUAUAUCAAGUAUACAACAUGCAUGUAACGUAUAGUGUUGCAGUAAUAUAAUACAUAAAUUCCUCAUGGAAGAAAAGCAAGCAGACCCAAGAGAAACUGAAAUAUACAAAAUGGGACCUCACUAAAUUGUCUGUCUGUAUAUGUAUAUCCACUAUUUGUGCUUUUUAUCUUCAGUUCACCUAUAGUUUAGCAUGUAUGAAUUCAACACGUAGAAACAUCUGUAGCCCAAUUGACAUGUACGUAAUCAAGCAAUAAAAGUAAGAUACAUUUA